Molecule: messenger RNA, 4575 nt
Organism: Cervus elaphus (red deer)
Lineage: Eukaryota; Metazoa; Chordata; Mammalia; Artiodactyla; Cervidae
Gene: DCDC2
Product: doublecortin domain containing 2
Exons: 11
Coding region: 114-1541 (475 amino acids)
Biological process (GO): cilium assembly; intracellular signal transduction; dendrite morphogenesis
Cellular component (GO): microtubule; kinocilium; axoneme
Source: RefSeq, a predicted model, not a curated record
UCUGCAGCAAUGGCAAGACGCGACCCCGCGCCGCGCGUGUGCGGUGAGGCCGCUGGGGCAGCCGCGGUGCCUCCCCCCGGAGAAGCGAGCCGCGCGGGCGUCCCGAGGGGAAGAUGAGCCGCACCAGUGCCAGGUCCGGGCACCUGUCGCAGCCGGUCGUGAAGAGCGUGCUGGUGUACCGCAACGGGGACCCCUUCUUCACGGGCCGCCGCGUCGUCUUCCACGAGAAGAAGGUGUCCAGCUUCGACGUCUUCCUCAAGGAGGUGACGUGCGGCGUCCAGGCGCCCUUCGGAGCGGUUCGGAACAUCUACACCCCGCGGACCGGGCACCGCAUCUGGAAGCUAGACCAGAUCCAGAGCGGGGGCAACUACGUGGCCGGGGGCCAGGAAGCCUUCAAGAAACUCAAUUACUUGGACAUAGGAGAAAUCAAGAAAAGACCAAUGGAAGCUGUGAGUACAGAGGUAAAACCAGUAACCCACAGCAGGAUCAAUGUGUCAUCUCGCUUUAGAAAACCACUUCUGGAACCCUGCACCAUCUUCUUGAUUGCAAAUGGAGACCUCAUAAACCCAGCUUCUCGACUCCUCAUUCCUAGAAAAGCCUUGAAUCAGUGGGAUCAUGUACUGCAGAUGGUCACGGAAAAGAUAACUCUGAGGAGUGGGGCUGUCCACAGACUCUACACUUUAGAAGGAAAACUGGUUGAGAGUGGGGCAGAGCUGGAGAACGGGCAGUUUUAUGUGGCUGUCGGCAGAGAUAAGUUUAAGAAGUUGCCUUACAGUGAAUUACUUUUCGACAAGUCGACGAUGAGAAAGUCUUACGGUCAGAAAACCUCUUCACUACCUCCAAUUGUAGGAUCCAGAAAGUCUAAAGGCAGUGGAAAUGAUCGCCAGUCUAAGUCAACAGUUGGAUCCAGCGACAACUCAUCUCCUCAGCCUCCAAAGAGGAAAGGGAAAAAAGAUGCGAAUUCAGAAAAACCCACGAAAGAGAAACAAAAUGCCAAGUUAAAGAAUUCACCACAAACAAUCCCGAACAGUGAUGAAGGCGUUUUCAAAGCUGGAGAGGAGAGAUCAGAAACGCGGGGGGCAGCUGAAGUCCAAGAAGAUGAAGACACUCAAGUUGAGAUUCCAGUGGACCAGAGGCCAGCAGAAAUAGUAGAUGAGGAAGAGGAUAGAGAGAAAGAAAACAAGGAGGUGGAACAGAAGGAAGACUUCUCAGGAAUGAAUGGUGAAGUUAAAGAGGAUGAAGGAGACCAGGAGAAGCCCGAAGCUCCAGAGCAAGCCGAGGAGAUCCCGGAUCACAGAGAGGAGCAGGCAGGUUCUGCUGCUCGCGUGAAUGGAGGGACCGAUGAAGAAAACGGCGAGGAACUGGAACAGGUUAAUAAUGAGCUUCAAGAAGCGGUGGAUGAGGAAAUAAAGUCUCUAGGAGCUGGCGGUGGACAUGAAGAGGCUGACUUGGACCCUCAAAGACCACCAAAACCAGAAGUAAAAAUCACUAGUCCACAAGAAAAUGAUGACAAUGAACAAAACAAGGAUAAUUUGUCAUAGCAUGGAUUAUUUUUAAAAAGAAAGUAUAUUGAGUAUAAGAAAAAUGAAGGAUUAAAUACUUGAAGAAUAAGUAUAUAGCUAUUGCUAAACAUAAUGUGACAAUGUGGUUGAAUACUACCUACUGAAAUUUAAAAUUAGAGGCCUGACUAAUGGGAAAGACUAGAUAACUUUGAAUAGCUACUAAAGGAGAGUGACUUCUUUUUAUGAGCUGUGUUUUUAAAAGUCAUGUAGAAAAAUUAAGCGUAAUAGAGGGGAUUUUGCCCUGGAAGACAGUUGGCCACUUGUCUUUGUAAAGAUGGAAAAACAUAGGACCAUACCUGUUCUUGAGAAGUGAGAUUAUUGGAUGGCAGCUUAUGCUAAAGCACUUAUCUAAGAGGGCUUAGAAUUUUAAAAAAUGAUAAUAGGAAAGCACAUACUAUUUUUUUAAAAAAAGCAAUAAACUCUUGAAUAAACUAAUUGCAAUUUAGUUUCAAAGAUAAUUUGAAGAUGGCAAUAGACUGAAAUGUUUCUGUCUUGUUGACAUUCCUUUCUUUCUUCCUCCUUAGCCAAAAUCCACCUUAAAAGAACUAAAAGGAAAAUGCAAGGUAUUCAUUUUGGAAGGAGGAAGUAUUCACUCAGUGUAUUCCACGACAAUAUUGUCAUGCCCCUCCCUUAAGUACUGCAGGUUUUAAUCGUCCGGCUUUAAUGAUACACACUCAGGAAGGAAUUACAGAAUGGAACACCUAAUUGUAUCACUGAGCCUGUCUGGGUGGUUUACAAAUUCUGGUAUCCAAUGGAUUUUAGCUGAUCCAGUCUACCAUUACCAAUAAUACUCCUCUCUUCUUCAUAUUAUUAUAUUAGAAAACUCAAUAUUGGGUAUUCCAAAGAUUGAAUUUUCUCCAAACAGUUUUUUAACAAAAAGAGCAAGGCCGUGUAGUAGAUAAAAAACCUAGGCUGUAAGAUUUUGUUACGCCUCAGUUUCUCUUGCUUUUUAUGUUAUUUUUGUUAGAACUGCCCUGUCAUAUUUUUUCCCUUAGGGGUAUCAGCAAAUACUUCUUUUCAUGGUCAGUUAUAUUUAGAAUUUUAAGGAGAUUCUUUUCUCUAUAAUUUGAAGCUAUAGGAUAGGAAUUGUUGAAAAAAGUUUAAAAAUUGUCAUAAUGAAACCAGUUCCUGAUUACAGUUCUAGGGUUAAUUAAAUUAAAUCAGAUUGCCUUGUCAGGUACAUUUGGGGAAAAAAGGUCAUGUUAGUUUUGAAUUUUUAAGAGAUGAUGUAGUUCUUCCUUAAAUAUAGAAAUAAUAUGUUUUCUCAUAUUAAAGAGUAUUUAGUUAUGUAGAAAUUUGCAAUUUUAACUUCUUGUGCUUUCAUAGACUUCACUAUUAAUGAUGAUUUUGAAAGAUUUAUCCCCCCUCCAGGUUUCAUAACCAAUCACUUGGAAUUAAAGUUAUAUAAAGCAUUCACUAAUACUAUAGAAAACUGAUAUAUUUUUCUUAAAAGCUAUUUUAAUAUUUUCCAUAAAUAGGAGGUAUAUGCAGUGACUAUAACAGUAUUGGAAAGAGAUACUGAUAUAUAGGUAUAUUGAUCUAGGAGGAUGAAUUAUAAGUGGGGUACUAUAUUUCUAAGAUAAACUCUAGAUUGUUCUUUCUACUAGUAGGUUUAUUUUUUCAAGUGAGACAGUAUAAAGCUUUGCAGGUGAUAAGCAAUCAUCUUAAUAAUCUUUGUUGCUAGGGCAAUAGAUGACUUGGUUUUUUAAUGUUAAAUUCCCACACUAUUACUAGGUCUGGAGUUAAUAAUUUCAAAUAGUUUAUAAAAAUAAAAGAUUGCAUAUAAGAAAUUAUAACUAAUUAUCAAGGUGAUUCUUCUUUCUUUAAUGAGGAUUUUAUCUAGCUCUUCCUUCUUCAAGAAAGAUAUUGUCUCUCAUUUUUUCCUGUUCUUUGCUUCAUCAUACUUAACAUUUUGGAGAAGGGAAUGGCAACCCACUCCAGUAUUCUUGCCUGGAGAAUCCCAUGGAUAGAGGAGCCUGCCAGGCUACAGUCCAUGGGGUCGCAAAGCAAGACAUGACUGAGCGACUAAUACACACACACAAACACACUUAAUAUUUAGGUUUGGAGGAACUUUUUAAGAGUCAUCUUAGUGAAGCACAAUGUCACUUUAAAUAAAACACAAAGUUUGGUAUUACUUUAAGAAAGUGAUAGGCUACAAUAACUGUAGCAAAAACCUUUAACAUUGGGAUAUAAUACUUCUAUGUGCAUAUUUCACCACCUAUCUAUAAGAUAUAACUGUGACCUAACUUGAGGAAUGAACAAUCACUAAUGACUUUAAAACACUUUAAAACGCUUUAAAACUAAUGACUUUAAAACACUUUGCAAGCAUAUGUUACUAAGGAAAAAAAAAAAGAAAAAAAAUGUUGUCUUAUCAAGGAAGAAAUCAUUAACAGAUGAUUUCUGUAAAUGGUCAUUUUGGAGAUGACUUUAACACACAGGAUGCAAAUUAAUUCACCUCCCAAACGACAUUUUUGCUUUGGGGAAUAGUGGCCUCUGUGGCAGAUUAGUUGCACAAAUUGAGACUCACUGACUGGUUUGGAGACCAUUUAUGUGAGUGAGCAGAAGAGAUCUUGGUUAGGCUUCAGCUAUUGUUUUUAUAAAGGGUUCUAUGUAAAACCAAUGGAGCUUUUAUGUGGUGAUCAGUCAUAGAAUGUUUUGAUCUGUUAUUUCUUGUGAUAGUUUUCAUAGUUUUACUUUUUUAUUUUUCAUAGUUUUAAUUUUAAUGAAAUGCUUUUCUUAAAUUUAAUUGCAUUUAACACACUUGUCAACAAUGGGUUUGUUAGUUGAAAUGGAACACUGGGAGUUAUGCAGUAAGAGUAGGGAAGAUUUUUCAGUUCAAUUCAGUCGCUGUUGUGUCCGACUCUUUGCCACCCCAUGGACUGCAGCACGCCAGGCUUCCCUGUCCAUCACCAACUCUCGGAGCUUACUCGAACUCAUGUCCAUCGAGUUGAACUAAAGUCAUUUUUCGUGCAAAGGACAGUUUAUCUGGUUUAGCUUCUAUUUAAAUAGCAUU